CCUUGCUCCUCCAACCUCUCCACUCUCGUUCCCUGCCUGACCUCAUGGUCGGGUCGUUCAGGAUAUAAAUACGGGGUCAUGCAUCCCAUCUCUCCCAGUCAUUCAUUCCCAGAUCAAUCCAAUCUACCCUCCAAACCCCUCAUCUCAUACACUACAAUCCUCCUCAAUCUCCUCAAUCUCUUCUUCUCCAAUCCACCACCAUGAAGUUCACUAUCGCCGCCUCUCUCCUCCCCCUCCUGGCCGCCGCCGCCCCCUCCUCCCAGCACAAGGCCCGCGGCACCACCACCUUCGGCAUCAUGUCCGCCCGCUCCGGCUCUCCCAUCCACCUCCUCCCUCUCAACGCCGCCGGCGGUGCUUUCUACCUUGGCGGAGAGACCUCCUCCUACUGCCCUCUUGACUCCGGCUGCCCUGCCGGCACCGAGACCGUCUUCGCCGGUGACGGUUCCUCCCUGGACGUCGAAGUCCCCGGUGGCCAGCAAGUCUACGUCAACCCCUCGGGCGCCCUGAGCUUCACCGUGCCCCACUCCGCCUACAUCCCUACCGGCUCCUCCACCGGCCCCUUCACCUACACCCCCGGCAAGAACGGCGCCCUCGGCUCCUGGUCCUUCGGCAAGGGCUUCAUGGCCUGCCGCGACGAGGAUAGCAAGUGGCAGGUCUUUGCUGCUUCCCAGAACGCUACCGUCCCCUCGGGUAACGUUGGCGACUGCAUUGGCUUUGAUGCGCUCGCUGUUGCCGGUAACGGUUCCGUUGCUGCUUGGGAGUACAUCUAAACCUACAAUUCUAGAUAUUAGUGGAAUUUGGGGGAUGAGAUCUGUUCAUAGUUUAGCCUGUUUAAUAAUUUAUGGGUUGAGUUGGUGUAUAUACAACGAUGAAUCAUUUGGUUUUGUU
Messenger RNA from Aspergillus ibericus CBS 121593, 888 nucleotides. Its product is annotated as putative IgE binding protein. Bases 201 to 770 code for a protein of 189 amino acids. NCBI's taxonomy places the organism in Eukaryota, Fungi, Ascomycota, Eurotiomycetes, Eurotiales, Aspergillaceae. The transcript is spliced from 2 exons. The record is from RefSeq and is a predicted model, not a curated record.